CUACGGAAGCCGCAGAGUGUAUACACAGCUAACCAACAGCUAGCGAGUUAGCUUCCUGAAGAUGGCUAGCUGGGGGAAGGUCGCCGCUGUCCUGAGGACCGUUCUGAGGAGCCCUCGGUCUCUGAAAAGCGUAGCAGUGCGCCGGUCGGUCGGUCCUGGUGUCGUGGGCUCUGUAAUCGGAACCGGGCUCCUGUGUUAUUACCAGUAUCACGCCAGCAGCAGGACGCUGCCCUUCGCCGUUCAUGCGGAGGAACAAAAAGAAGCUCCAGCCCCCCAGCUGUCGGCCAGAAGGAUCCGUUUCAACCAGUUCGCCUCAGUGGUCUAUGAACAGGAGCCCUACAUGACCCCCAGAGACUUCUUGUUCUCUGUGAUGCUGGAGAAUGUCGACCGAAAGCUGCAGAAGAGGAUUUUAACAACAGAGGAAGUGAACAAAAUGCUGGCGGCUGCCUCUAAAGCUCGAGGUGGUAACGAUCUGUUCAGGACGUUAGGAGACAACGGGUUGCUGUCCUACACAGAGUACCUGUUCCUGCUCACCAUCCUGACCAAGCCGCGCACGGGAUUUCAUAUAGCUUUCAAAAUGCUUGAUGUUGAUGGAAAUGAGCAUGUCGACAAAAAGGAGUUUCUCAAGCUCAAGAAAAUCAUUGGGAAAGGUAAAAUGCGAGUUCCUAAGGACAGUGUAGAGAAACCGGCAGAGGAAGGGGAUGCUGCAAACACCACGCUGCAGGCCUACUUCUUUGGGAAGAGAGGAGAGAAGAAGCUGCAGUAUCAGGAGUUCCGCAGGUUCAUGGAGGACCUGCAGGCCGAAGUGCAGGAGAUGGAGUUCCUGCAGUUCUCCAGAGGUAUGGACACCAUGCGGAGGGAAGACUUUGCCGAGUGGCUGCUUCACUACACCAACGAGGAAGACAAUGAAGUCUACUGGGAGAACAUGAGGAAGAAGAUCCCUGCUGGCCAGAGCAUCACAUUUGAUGAGUUCAAAGUCUUCUGCCUCUUCACCAACAACCUGGAGGAUUUCGCCUUCUCCAUGAAGAUGGUCACAGAAGCCAACCGUCCAGUGGGAAUGGCCCAGUUCAAGCGAGCUGUGAGGAUCGCCACAGGCCACGACCUGUCUGAGAACGUGCUGGACACGGUGUUCAAGCUCUUCGAUAUGGACGGAGACAACUGCCUGAGCCACAAGGAGUUCAUUGGCGUGAUGAAAGACCGAGUGCUGCGAGGUCUGAAGGUUCAGCCUCAGAACGGCAUCUCCGGCUACUGGAAGUGUGUGAAGCGAGAGACCCUGAAGGCAGCUCAGGAGGCCCUGGGAGACACCGGGUGCCCCAUCUGAACCGCCCAGAACCACUACACGACUCAGACCACUGCUCAUUUUGGCAUCUUAUGAUCAAAGUGGCGUGGAUGAGAUUAUACCACAUGUAAAGGCAUUUAGGAUUCAUACCACUGUCUGGUGUACACAUGUUUACAGAGUAAUGUUUGAUGUUAGCUGAAGAUCUGGGAUGAGGUUGUGGUGUUUACAAUUACUUUUCUAUUGUGCUUUUUAUACUCAGAUUGGCUGAAUAAAUUCAUUUUGCACUCUACAAUCACAAGCACUUAAGCAACCCGGCUACAGUCGGCUCGUUUCUGAACCGCUGGAGUGAAAGUGAGGAGUUACACAAACCUGGGUUCACAGCUUCUUGCACGUGCAAAAGAAAAAAGCUUCUGGUGACGUGUGCGUGGGCCUGGAAGGUACCUGAUCAGUCAGAUUAUGAACAGCAGCAGCAUCAGUGUCUUCUAUUUGAUUCACAUCAGCUCACGUUGUUGCCAAAGAGAACAGCAGGAGUUCAUCUGAUCUAUGGAUGAAAACAACAUCAGAAUUUGGGAACGUAUGCAUGUGUUUGAGUUGAUGUUCCUCCUGCAGGACCACUGGGCUGGUCAGUGAGGAGGAAUGGGAUGAGCCAGCAGAGCUCCAUAUCCUGGUUCCUCUCAGUGAUCAGCUCACUGGUUGUUACUCAGCGUGUUUACAAAGCUGUGGUUCUGAUUGGUGCAGACUGAUACCUUGUGACGGGCUUCUGCUUUACCUGGUGUGGGGAAUCAUGUUAUCGUCCAAAUAUUUAUCAAAUAAAGUUUCUAUAAAAACA
Messenger RNA from Stegastes partitus (bicolor damselfish), 2108 nucleotides. RefSeq names its product mitochondrial calcium uptake 2 (gene micu2). The coding region runs from base 62 to 1321 and encodes 419 amino acids. Gene Ontology annotation, cellular component: uniplex complex. The transcript is spliced from 12 exons. Gene Ontology annotation, molecular function: calcium ion binding. The record is from RefSeq and is a predicted model, not a curated record. Lineage: Eukaryota; Metazoa; Chordata; Actinopteri; Pomacentridae. Gene Ontology annotation, biological process: mitochondrial calcium ion homeostasis; calcium import into the mitochondrion.